Paramormyrops kingsleyae is the source of this 7215-nucleotide messenger RNA. Its product is annotated as ribosomal protein S6 kinase alpha-5-like. Gene Ontology annotation, biological process: intracellular signal transduction; protein phosphorylation. NCBI's taxonomy places the organism in Eukaryota, Metazoa, Chordata, Actinopteri, Osteoglossiformes, Mormyridae. The record is from RefSeq and is a predicted model, not a curated record. Gene Ontology annotation, molecular function: magnesium ion binding; ATP binding; protein serine/threonine kinase activity.
CUUAUUUCCAGGUAGUGCGCGUCUGUCAUGAGGUUUGACAGCGAAAUGUCCCAAUUGCAUUUUUGGAUUUAAUUUAAGAAACCCAAUCGCCACACUGGGAGGGCGCUUUACUGUACCGUGUAGCCAUUUGGCUAGUUGUAGUAGUAGGUUGUGGGACCUACAAAUGUCAUUGUGCAUGUAUGCAUGCAUGCAUAUUUUUCGGCGUAUUGCAUUGGUGAGGAUAUUGUUCUUUAAUGCAGUCAGCCGCCUCGUUGACGUUCUAAUACCGACUACAUUGUGCUGAGGUCGGGGAGGCGUUUCAGGUUCGCUAAGUGAACCCUGAGCUCAGUCGCCCGCGAUGGAAGGAGGAUCGUCCCAGGAAGGCGACCUGCUCACGGUGAAACACGAGGUCACGCACGCAAAUCUGACGGGCCACGUAGAGAGGGUUGGCAUUAAGAACUUCGAGCUGCUAAAGGUGCUUGGAACUGGAGCCUACGGCAAGGUGUUCCUGGUGCGUAAAGUGAGCGGCCAUGACGCAGGGAAGCUGUACGCCAUGAAGGUGCUGAAGAAGGCCACCAUCGUGCAGAAGGCCAAGACGGCAGAACACACGCGCACCGAGCGCCACGUCCUCGAGCACAUCCGCCAGUCGCCCUUCCUCGUCACGCUGCACUACGCCUUCCAGACCGACACGCAGCUGCACCUCAUCCUCGAUUACGUCAACGGUGGCGAGCUCUUCACACACCUGGUGCAGAGGGUGCGAUUCAAGGAGAAGGAGGUUGUUGUGUAUAGCGGGGAGAUCGUCCUGGCUCUAGAACACCUGCAUAAGCUGGGUAUCGUUUACCGGGACCUGAAGCUGGAGAACAUCCUGAUGGACUCCAAUGGGCACAUUGUUCUCACAGACUUCGGGCUCAGCAAGGAGUUCGAUGAGGGUGAGAGGGCAUAUUCCGUCUGUGGCACCAUCGAGUACAUGGCCCCAGAGAUUGUGGCGGGGGGGGCCGGCGGCCAUGAUAAGGCGGUGGAUUGGUGGAGUCUGGGGGUGCUGAUGUACGAGCUGUUGACUGGCGGAUCGCCCUUCACGGUGGACGGUGACGCCAACUCCCACGCUGCCAUCUCCAAGAGGAUACUGAAAACUGAGCCUCCUUUCCCCAAGGACAUAGGGCCCUUGGCUAGAGACAUCAUCCAGCGCCUCCUCGCUAAGGACCCAAAGAAGAGGCUGGGCUCUGGGCCCUCGGGGGCUGAGGACGUGAAGAAGCACGGCUUCUAUCAGAAGAUAAACUGGGAGGACUUGGCAGCCAAGAACGUUCCGGCACCUUUCAAGCCGGUGAUCCGGGACGAGCUGGAUGUCAGUAACUUUGCGGAGGAGUUCACCGAGAUGGACCCCACCUAUUCCCCUGCGGCCCCUCCCCAGAACUGCGACCGCAUCUUUAAGGGAUACUCCUUCAUGGCCCCCUCCAUCCUAUUCAAGCCCAAUGCCGUGGUGGGCGAUCUCUCGGAGCUGUGCAAGGGCUUGGAGCGGCCCGGCUCUGCUGCCGUGGCCAGAAGCGCCAUGGUGAAGGACUCACCAUUUUACAUGAACUACGAGCUGAGCCUGAAGGACAGCCCCCUGGGGGAGGGCAGUUUCUCCAUAUGCAGGAAGUGCACCCACAAGCGGACGGGCCUCACCUACGCCGUCAAGAUCGUCAGCAAGAGGAUGGAAGCUCAGACCCAGAAUGAGAUCGCCGCUCUGAAGCUCUGUGACGGCCACCCCAACAUCGUAAAGUGCCACGAGGUCUAUCACGACCAGCUGCACACCUAUCUGGUGCUGGAGCUGCUCCAGGGGGGGGAGCUGCUGGAUCGCAUCCGGCGCAAGCGGCUUUUCAGCGAGACCGAGGCCAGCCGCAUCAUGCGCAAGCUGGUGUCUGCCGUCAGCCACAUGCACGACGUGGGCGUGGUGCACCGCGACCUUAAGCCUGAGAACCUGCUAUUCAUGGACGAGAGCGAGGCCUCGGAAAUAAAGAUCAUCGACUUUGGCUUCGCCAGACUCAAGCCGCCAGAUAACCAGCUCCUGAAGACGCCGUGCUUCACCUUGCAGUACGCCGCGCCGGAGAUCCUCAAAUACGACGGCUACGACGAGUCAUGUGACCUGUGGAGCCUGGGCGUCAUCCUGUACACCAUGCUGUCAGGGCAAGUGCCCUUUCAAAGCAGAGAGAAGAGCCUCACUCACACCAGUGCUGAGGAGAUCAUGAAGAAGAUCAAGCAGGGCGACUUCUCCUUUGACGGGGAGGCCUGGAGAAAUGUGUCCCAGCAGGCCAAGGACUUAAUACAAGAGUUGUUGACGGUGGACCCCAGCAAGCGCAUCAAGAUGUGCGACCUGCGCUACAACGCCUGGCUGCAGGCAGACAGCCAGCUGUCCUCGAACCCGCUGAUGACCCCCGACAUCCUGGGCUCCACGGCCGCAUCUGUGCACACCUGCAUCAAGGCCACCUUCCAUGCUUUCGGUAAGUGUAAGAGGGAGGGUUUCCGGCUGCAGACGGUCGACAAGGCCCCGCUGGCCAAGAGGAGGAAGAUGAAGAAGACGAGCACUGGCACCGAGACCCGCAGCAGUUCCAGCUCCUCUUCCUCAUCCUGCUCGCAGUCGCUAGACAAGACGCCCCCACCCGGUGAGGUCCGCGUAAAGCCCAUGGGCACACCACCCCCUCCCGACACGGACAGCGGGAAGGCCGCCAUGUGUCCUACCUCACAGCCCAUAUGCCCCCUGUCAGAAUGACCCUGUUAGGGCGGGAGUGGGGGGAGGCAUAAGCUGAGCUGGAGUUUUGCACACGCAUGGGCGCCCCCUACUGGCAUAGUUACUGAGACCUGCUCUGAAUGAAUCCAGUGACGUGGGAGUGGUCUGAGUUUGUCCUGAUGCAUGCUGGGCCUGCUGCCCUUUAUAAACAGCAAUAAAUGAGCUCACCCGGGAUUGGUGGACGCCCGGAGUAAGGCCGCCCCCUGCUGGCCGCCCAUGAACAGUAUGGCUGGAGGUGGCUCCUGAACCGCUGUUUUGAGCUUUGAGGGAAGGACGGCGUGUCAGCAAGUGAAGUUUCGCUCCUGUUCCUUUGCGGCCAUGUUUGACUCUUCACUUUCCAAGUCAGCACCGGUCUGAUUUGUAAUAAGAUGUAUAAGCAUAGUAUUUUGUAAAUGUAGGUUGAAUUAAUAUAUUUAUACAUAGAAUUAUAAGACCAAUCAGUUUAACUCAUCAAUGCAACAACUCAACAACUGGAGCAACUUUCCUGUGGCUAAAUGAUAGCAGUGUGGCAGAUUGGGGCCCAGUCUACAACUAUUUUAUUCUUGAGAUUUGGCUAUUAAUCUGUUCAUCUUUACAGAUUCCAUCUGACGACAUGCUUUAGGGCAUCACAUCUGGUUCCUGCUUUUCCCUCUGAGCUGCAUGAAAACGCUGUUUCUGUGUCGGUGCAGCUUUGUAGUGGAGGACCUGAUGAUUUAUUGGUUUCAGCAUAGUUGACCGUUUCUCCUUGCAGCGAAAGGCUCCGCCUUUACAGUCAAAUUCUGGCUUCCUACCCUCUGCAUUUGAGCAGAUUCAUGGAAGCGUCCUUUAAAAAUGGCCCUGGAGGUGGAAACGGCUCCUAGGGCCACAGUGACCUGGAGUUGGGUGCCACCUGAAAGGCACCGUCCGUAGCCAUGAGGGAAAUCAGCUUGUUGAUCAAAGACAGCGUAUGUGUAAUUAUCAUUAUUCUGUUGGUGGGGAUGGACUUGGGAACCAGAGAAGUUGAAAUGGGAGAGCAAAAACAAGGUAAAAAUGUGAUUACAACUGUGUGUAACACUAUUAUGAAUGGGAUGAAGCUUUUAAUGGGAGGUCUGGCAGAUUUUAUACACUGUUAUUGUCCACACAUGGAUCAUAUCGCUGAUAAACUGUUUACACCCACAGUUUCCACUGUCCAUUUUGGCUAUUUGGGUCAGUGGGACUUAACCCACUUGUUGUGGGUUAAGUCCCAGUAGGUUGCGGUUGGCAUCAUUUGGGGGCACUGGAAUGUGAUUGUGAUUUUAGGGGCGUGGGAUAGGCUGAGCAGCCUGUGCUUGUAGCAUCACUUAGAGCUAAGAGAGACCAGAGCAACACUUCUCUUUGAUACCUCAUACGAAGCCUGGGCUCUAUCCUGAAUUCACGAGUCUGUGGUCUUCAGCUUCGUUUUCGAUCUCUUCGUGUGAUGCUGAGGGUGAGCGUGUUGGCAUCUCGACAUCGCGGCCUGAACGCCGGCAUUUGCCUUACUUUUGCCAUGCAUUUUUAAUUUUUAAUCUGUAGGAAAUGUUAAAGCCCACUCAGGGUGAUUGGACACUCCUGUGAUAAUUAUGAUGUGAUAAUUAUUGCUGGGGUAAGAUGGAAAAGAAAUUUUGUUCCUUUUUUAAAAUUGUUAGAAGUGUAAGUGGAAGAACUUUAGGAUUAUAAUUGGCGUAAUUUUCAUUUAAUUACCAUCUUAACAGUCUACACUGUGCCCUUCUUCACAGGGUAAUGGUGGAAUUGAGCUGUAAUCUAAUCAAAGGUACCACUCCAGAAAUAAUGGUGGAUAGCUUAUCGCUCAAGCAAUAAUGUACAUUAUAACAUUGCCGCAAUGGUGUGAACUCUUUGUGUUAUUCCUGCAUUCUCGUAGUAGCUGCAGAAAUAUACCAGAUGUUGAAGGGUUUGGAUUUCUGGCCAAGGUAUGGUCUGCUUCACCUCAUCUUAAACCUUUAACAGUGAAGUUUGCAAAAAAAAAAGUGAAACUAAUUGACAGUUUGAGGCAGCUUACUUGCAUGUCCAUCCUAUGCACUCCUGUGACAUCGCUGUUCAGUCAGAUAGUUACAAUAAGCAGGAAGGACUUUUAUUUUUAAAAAGCAGCGUUUGUGGCCGCUAUUCUCAGCGUUGCGGCAGUCAUCCUAAAGCAUUCGUCUUUGUGUGUGUGUGUGUGUGUGUGUGUGUGUGUGUUCGUUAUGUUCAGCAAUUGAAGCUCUUUUGUGUGACAGGAACGAACGUUAACAAGCCUAGGACUCUGACUGAGAGAGACGUGUUUGGAGGGUUAGGGGUAUUUAAGAAACUACUUUUUUGACGUUGCACUUUGUUGAGGAAUACCAUGACUGUAUUUUAAGAUAGGAGCAAGGGUUCAUAUUUAGUCUCUUUUGGCAGAGAACAAAAGAUUUUUGAAAGAAUUUUAGCCAUGCAUUUAUUUAAUGUUUUUAUAUAGCUAUUUAUCUGUGAAGUUGUUUCCUAGUCUGUCUAUAGUGUUUUAAAAUUUUCAUUCUCAGAUCAAUAUUUUUCCCCAUUGUGAUAUCAGUGGGUUUUAUUAACAUUUGGAGAAACUUGGUCAGACUGUGUGAAAUUCCCCCGUUAUCUACUCCUCUGUCCCUUGUGUUUGGUCCUCGUACCCGUGCCAGCAGUGAGUGUUUUGCACAUGCUGCCUGAGAGGACCCUCAGUAGUUACCUUGACAGUCUGCAGAGUUCCUAUGCAGGCCUGGACUGGGAUUAAAAACGCCCAGUACGCCAGAUGGCCAGUCCCGUUUCACUGCGGUCUGUCUGCGGUGUUUUAGGCCAUCUUAAAUUCCCAGUUGUGCUCCUAGGUGGUAUCCCCCAUUAUUCUGUAACAAGAGUAACGGAAAGCCUAGUAAUAUUACUAACUGCAUUUCUGUUGGAAAUACUUCAGUUAAGUGCUACUACAGUAUUUUUUUUGCCUCUGAGAAAAUCCUUAUUCGCGAGAGUUGUGCUUUUAUUGGGCAGCAUGUGUUGGUAUUUUGUUUUGUAUUUUAAAAAGAUACAGGGUUUCCUAAGUUUGAUGGUCUCUACUAAAACAAAAAAAGUAGUAAAUGAGAUUACAGACACCUUCCUUUUUGGGGUAUUUUCCACAGAUGAUUGCUUGUCAAGAACAUGUUUCCCUCGUUCUGUGGUUAAAAACAGAUGGUGUGUCCGUCUGGUGCAACACUUUAGCACGGUGUUUUUCUGUCACGGCACACUUUCCCAGCACGCCGGUUGAAAAGCGCUGCUUUCGGAGACACAUUGAUUAAUGCAAUAAUAUCUAAUGAAACCCCGCUGGCUGACUGCCAGUUUUUCUUUUUAUGUUAAAACUCAAUGGAUAUCAAUUCCUAUAUGGGAAGUCAUUAUAAAUUAAAUAAUUAUUGUCCCAUUCGCUGCGUGGUGAAAUAACUGAUAGUCAGUACUGUUCUUGCCACAGUUUGAUAUCCAGAAAACAUCACUUCAGAUCGGGCCAUAGUUGGCAGGUAUUAUAUUAUAUUUAGCAUACUAUUUUGGUUUCAUUUGGUUUUUUCGAAUACCUGUCUAAGACUACAUACAAUAUCGGUUGUUUUUGCAAGAACAAGAAAUUUCUGGGUGUAUCGUUCGGCAGCCGGAAGCGAAGGAGCUCAGCAGGCCAAACGGUCGCACUUUGGCUUUUUACAGCAUCCAUCCUUUCGGCUAUUAGUGUGCUCCCUGUCGGGCGUUUCCUGCGGUGAUUACACAGAGGAAAUUUUAGGUAAAAGAGCUUUAAAUAAUGGAUUUCCAAAUUAUACCAAUUUAACUUUUGAUAUUCUAGCUGGACUAGGAAUAUUCUUGUAUUGACUUAUUCAUAUAAAAUUGUGCAUGUAGCGUACGGCUACUGUAGUACCAAACUAAAACAUGGUGUCUGUCCUUUGAGUGUCUUGAUGUUGUUCAUAUGGUCCGUAAAGCGUAAUUUUUGAACAAAAUUCAGCAUCCUCAGUAUUCUAAUUGUAAUGAGUGGUUUUGAAAAAUGUGGGUUUAUAUGGCUUUAUUGAAAUAUUUAAAGGGACAGUGAGUAUUUUUUUUUUUUGAGACAUUGACACAAAGGGAUGGAAGUUUUUUGAUGGUUUACGGCAAUGUUUCCUAAUCCGGUCCUUGGGGACCCAUAAACAGUCCAUGUUUUUGCUCCCAUCCAGCUCCCAGGUAGGGCAGCAAAAAUGUGGACUGUCUAGCAGUGAGCUUGGCGAGAGCAAAAUCGUGGACCGACUGUGGAUCCCGGAGGACAGGACUUUGAAACACUGGUUUAGGGAGUUAAAUCAGCUCCUGCUCUUGAUGUGUUGUACAUUAGGUGUGUUUAAUAUCCCCAACGUGUCUUUGGAGAUUAACGAUAUUUCUUGCUUUUGUCGUUCAUUCAGUGUUUAAAAUGUUUAUGGGUGAGAUACUAAUGUGAUCAUGUUAAGGGCUGAAAUAUUUUGAAACCUUGAAAAGAAUAACAACCGGUACUGUAUCUUAAUGUUAAAUAAAACGUAUCAUAUUUAUGGCAA